This is a messenger RNA of Artibeus jamaicensis (Jamaican fruit-eating bat), 2704 nucleotides long. It is a transcript of the gene AMIGO2, whose product is annotated as adhesion molecule with Ig like domain 2. The transcript has 2 exons. Bases 158 to 1723 code for a protein of 521 amino acids. Gene Ontology annotation, cellular component: plasma membrane. NCBI's taxonomy places the organism in Eukaryota, Metazoa, Chordata, Mammalia, Chiroptera, Phyllostomidae. The record is from RefSeq and is a predicted model, not a curated record. Gene Ontology annotation, molecular function: protein binding.
UGCGAGAGUGACAGACAGACAGACGCGCAGACCUUCAGGAGUCAUCACGGUCGGCAGUCCGUCCCGAGUCCGUGCUGAGGCUUCGCAGCCCUAUUCCCCGGUGGGAGGCUGAGCUGGUGGCGGAGACGCCUGGGAGAGCCUGAGAGAGGCGACCAUAAUGUCUUUGCGUUUACGCUCGCUGCCCAGCCGUCCUGGAGUUGGGAGGCCCGGCUGCAGGGGACUGCUGUGCCUGCUGGCGGUCACGGCGGCCGUGGGCCCCGGCGCCUCCGGGGGGUGCCCUGCCGCUUGCAUCUGUGCCACCGACGUCGUCAGCUGCACCAACAAAAACCUGUCCAAGGUGCCUGGGAACCUUUUCAAACUGAUUAAGAGACUGGAUCUGAGUUAUAACAGAAUUGGGCUUCUGGAUUCGGAGUGGAUUCCAGUGUCGUUUGGAAAGCUGAACACCCUUAUUAUUCGCCAUAACAACAUCACCAGCAUUUCCAUGGGCAGUUUUUCCACAACUCCAAAUUUGAAGUGUCUUGACUUAUCCUCCAAUAAGCUGAAGACUCUGAAAAGUGCAGUGUUCCAAGAGUUGAAGGGUCUGGAAGUGCUCUUGCUGUACAACAAUCGCAUCUCCUACCUUGAUCCGUCAGCGUUUGGAGGGCUUUCCCAGCUGCAGAAACUCUACUUAAGUGGAAACUUUCUCACGAAGUUCCCCAUGGAUUUGUAUGUCGGGAGGUUCAAACUGGCAGAACUGAUGUUUCUAGAUGUUUCUUAUAACCGGAUCCCCUUCCUGCCAAUGCAACAUAUAAACUUGGUGCCAGGAAAGCAGCUGAGAGGCAUCUACCUUCAUGGAAACCCGUUUAUCUGUGACUGUUCCCUUUACUCAUUGCUGAUCUUCUGGUAUCGCAGGCACUUUAGCUCCGUGAUGGAUUUUAAGAAUGAUUAUACCUGCCGCAUGUGGUCUGACUCUGGGCGUUCCCAUCAGGUGCCGCUGGUCCAGGAGAGCUUUAUGAAUUGCUCUGACAGCAUCAUCAAUGGCUCCUUCCGUGCACUUGGCCUCAUCCAUGAGGCUCAAGUGGGAGAAAGGCUGAUUGUUCCCUGUGACGGCAAGACUGGUAGUUCGAAUACGGAUUUCAUGUGGGUGCGUCCCGAUAACAGGCUGCUAGAACCUGACGAAGAGGUGGAAAACUUUCACGUGUUUCACAAUGGAAGCCUGGUUAUAGAAAGCCCUCGUUUUGAGGAUGCUGGAGUGUAUUCCUGUAUCGCAAUGAACAGGCAGCGCCUGCUAAACGAAACUGUGCUGGUCACAGUAAACGUGAGCAAUUUCACCGUAAACAGAUCCCAUGCCCACGAGGCAUUUAACACAGCUUUUACCACGCUUGCGGCCUGUGUGGCCAGUAUCGUUUUGGUACUUUUGUACCUGUAUCUGACGCCGUGUCCCUGCAGGUGUAAAGCCAAGAGACAAAAAAGUAUGCUGAACCAAAGCAAUGCCCACUCAUCUAUUCUCAGUCCUGGCCUGGCUGGGGAUGGCCCGGCCGAGGAACGGAAGGCAGGCGUGGGGAAAAGAGUGGUGUUUUUGGAGCCCCUGAAGGACACCGCGGCGGGGCAGAACGGGAAAGUCAGGCUCUUCCCCGGUGAAACGGCUAUCGCCGAGGGCAUCUUAAAGUCCCCGCGGGUGAAAUCUGACUCGGAUUCAGUCAAUUCGGUGUUUUCGGACACUCCCUUCGUGGCGUCCACUUAAUGUUGCGCCUACACUUGUACGAUGUAGUAAAUUAAUCUCUCCAUCUUUAACUUUCUGUGUGGUCUGCAAAAUAAACAGCAGGACUGAAAUUGUGUUUGGUUUUUGAAAUACAACCAAAUGGUCUUUUUUUAAAAAAUGGUUGAUAGGAAUCUGGUAAAGCACUUUGGUUCCUCAAUGUGUCUAGAAAGAUGGCAUUGUUUCCCAAACUUUAGAUUCUAGAUAAUGCUAUCUUAGUCUUUUAGCGCCUUUGAUCACUUCCAAGCUGCCCUGGGGGUGAUUGGACUGACGUUGUCCUUUCAUUCAGGAUUCUUGAAAGAAAAAAUAAACUUUAUGUGUAUUAUUGUUCUUUAAAAAGAGGCUUUACUAACUCAUUAGGACCACAGUUGAGUUAUUUUAAAGAAAAGUUUUAGUGUCCUGUUCCAAACAGCCAUACUUUAUGAAGCACAAAAUGAAAGUAUAUUUGGGCAUAAUUCAGCUAAAUUCAUCACUUCAGCCCAGAGUGAGCAGACUCCACUGAUAAAAGGUACUGGGUACUGUCACAUCCUGUGUGAUACUAGGUAACGAGUGCAAUAAAGGUACAUUUGUGUACCUUUAUUCUUCCCUGUCUUCUUCCCCUUCUGUAAAUUUCCUAUCCUUGAACAAAAGGUCUUACUGAAAGUUGAAAGCCAUCAUUAUUUGUUGCCAUAAAUAUGUAGGUGUCAAUGCCAAAAUGUCUAAGUAACUUCUUAAGUCUUUGUCCUAGUAACUAAUAUUUGUUUACAUGCUUGUGUGUAUGUAAAUCUUAAUUCAUGUGAACUACUAAAUAGAUAGUACUGUAUUGUGCUUUGGACAUUUGAAUCAAUGUAAGUAUAUGUAUUUUCUGACUUGAUGUUCUGUUUUAUUUGGUUGUUUAAAAACAUAAAUCUACAAUGUUAUGUGAUCAGAUUGCUCUACUUUGUGUAAAGCACCCACUAUAGCAAAUAUAUCUCUAGAGUUCUUGGA